AUCUCUCAAACGCCCCUCUUUCUAUGCAAUUUUACAAUCACAUUACUUCGGAUGCGAAUUUCAUAAUGAAAUUAUUUAUUAGUAUUUUAUCAUUAUCAGUUUUAACAGAAUCGGCCAUUAAAACUUGGACGGAUAAUACGAAUUUUGAUAAUUUUAACAAUUGGAAUUUAAAGAGAAUUCCCAAAGAAAGCGACGUAGCGAUAAUGACAGAUAGUGAAAUGGCAAUAUUUAUGCCAAAAUCUCUUAUUGUUAAGGAACUGCUUUUGCCAGUUAAUGGAAUGUUAGUAUUUCCAACUAAUGGCGAAAUGCGUCUUUCUGAAUCAAAUCUUCCAAGUGAAGAUAUAACUUUUAUUGGAGGACGUUCCAGUUAUUGGUACGAUCCAAAAAAUUGGAAUGUUACAUCACCUGAAGCGAUUAAUGUGGUAGGAGAUAAAGAUUCAUUUCCAAUCCCCCAUUCGGAACAAGUGCCUUGUCAGCAAGACGAUAUUAUAUUUCCAAUUGAUACAACAUUUCGAAUACUUUUUGAUGUAAUUCCGUUACAGAUGCGAUCGAUAUCUAUCAAUGGAAAGCUACUUAGAUCCUCUAAUGUUAGAGACUUUCUGACGUCAGAUAUGGGUAAAUUAUUAUUUGUUAAUCCUCCUGAUAUAACAUUAACAGAAGAUUUAUGUAAUAAUCCAUCCGGAUGCGCUUGUGAAAAUGAUAAACCUCAAAUUAAAUCGAAAAUCUGUAUUUACGCUGCACCGAAAUGUCCGAAACCGAAAUGUGCGGAUCCUAUUACUCCUCAAGGUCAUUGCUGUUCUAUUUGUGGAUCAUCCAUAAUACUGACAUAUAAAGAAGGUUUUACAUGGAAUACGAUGAAACAGCUCUUCUUGAUGUAUAUUAAAAAACCCGAAUUCCAAUCUGUUCAAGGAUAUAUAUCAAAAACGUACGAUGCUAAAAUACAAAUGAUAUUUACUGAUGCGGGUCGUGAAAAAGGACUUGCUGCUAAUUUAGCAGGAAAUAUUCAUGCUUAUUUACAACAAGAUAUUGCUGAUCUGAAAAUGUAUAAUUUAACAUCUACUACAUUAAAAGUAUCAUCAAACUGGUAUUCUGGUGACGAUGUUAUUCCUCCAGUUUCACAAUCUUUGCAGGGAUCAGCUGGUAAAACCGUAGGUAUCAUUUUGGCAAUUUUUAUUGGAGCAGCUAUUUUGCUAGCAUUGUUUAUGAUGUAUAAGAAAAGAAGUAUUCUUAGGAUACCGGGAUUUGCUUUUGCACGAUUUGAUUCCGACGGCAGUAGAAUUGAAGUAGAAUUGGGUACUACACCUCACGCGAUGUUAGAUCCUUCAUCGUCAUCCAUUCUUCCUGUUCAGCAAGCCGAAGAUAAAGGUUUUGAUAAUCCAGUCUACGAUAAAUCGAUGACAUCAUUGGAAAAUCAGUCGUACAUAGAAGAAAUCACAGAAGGCAAAAUAUCGAAAACAACCGAAACUCGAGAAAAUCCCAUGUUUAUGAUUUUAGACGAAGAUGGAGAAAGCUCCGAUUUAGUCAAAUACUAAAUUAAAUACAAUCAAAAAGUGUUUAAUACUAAAUAGAUUCCUAAUAUAAAAAUUUGCCUUCGAUCAAACUCAAACUUUGAGAGUAAAUUUUUAUGAAUAAAAAAAAAAUUAAAUUUAUGAAAAACUGAAUACAGGUAAUCCCCGUAUGACAAGGUGCUUUUAUAGCACGGGUUCAUUCUAACACGGUUCGGGAAUUGGGUAAAACCCUCGUACAACAUGAAGUGUAAUAAAGGGUGCGUUCUUUUAUACCUCCGCGUAACUC
Molecule: messenger RNA, 1794 nt
Organism: Centruroides sculpturatus (bark scorpion)
Lineage: Eukaryota; Metazoa; Arthropoda; Arachnida; Scorpiones; Buthidae
Gene: Amnionless
Product: protein amnionless-like
Exons: 12
Coding region: 24-1532 (502 amino acids)
Biological process (GO): receptor-mediated endocytosis; intracellular protein localization
Cellular component (GO): apical plasma membrane; endocytic vesicle
Source: RefSeq, a predicted model, not a curated record